Cladocopium goreaui is the source of this 782-nucleotide messenger RNA. NCBI's taxonomy places the organism in Eukaryota, Dinophyceae, Suessiales, Symbiodiniaceae. The record is from the annotation of a GenBank genome assembly.
GGAACCGCCAUGGGAAACUGGCAGCGGCGCCGUGAAUAGCUGGCGAUGUUUGCGCAAGACUACGACAAUGAUGAUGAGCUCAGUGGCGACGACCGCGGCCGUUCUCCAAGGGGUGCUGGGGGCUACGCCAGCCGUGCGGCUGAUGCGGUGGAGCGGCGCAUUGCAGAGGGUCGCGAGCCUUUAGAGGGCCACCGUUCCCGUCGGGGCGCACGAGGGCAGGCCUUUGGCACAGCACCAGCUGAGGCGCCGCCCGAGAUGGAUGGUCUCGACACGGGUCCGCGUCGUCAGAAGGUGUCUGAACUGAGGGACUACUCUUCCCGCCUCUGGCGCGGCUCCGACCCUGGGCUACCCCCAUCGGCGGCACUACGGGACGUCCCGGACGUGCCCGCUGCCACGCCCCGUGGUGCUGCGGCGGCGGCAGCGGAGGAAUGUGAGCUGGCACUUUUGACGGGCCGAAAGCGAGCACCACCGGUGACGAGUUCAGAUCCGCUGGCCGGCAUGCUCAUGGGACUUGGCCAGAGUGGGGAGAAGGAGAAGAAAGAAAAAGAGAAAGGGAAGAAAGAAAAGGACAAGAAGAGCAAAGGCAAGAAACACAAGAAGGACAAAGAAAAAAAGAAGAAACACAAAAAGGAGAAGAAGGCGAAGAGUAGCAGCUCUUAACGCCCGCGUGGCCAAAGAGCCUCUGGAAAAGGGGUGAGAUCUGGGUGAAACUGGGGCACAAAUGCUGGUAAACGGCAUUGUAAACAGCAUGAUCUAGAAUGAAUCCCUUUAGAUGUCCCAAG